AUGAAUGCGAUCGACCCCGCCGAUCGGCCACCCAUGAAUCAGGUUCGAAAUUCAGUUUUUUUGUUUUUUUUUUCGGCCCUCGAGUUUUUUUUCGAUUUUGUGGUCCCUCUCUUCACCAUUCCCAGUCGUUCCAAUCAACCAACAACAAAAGUGCCAUAUCGUUAA
Messenger RNA from Haemonchus placei, 165 nucleotides. The record is from the annotation of a GenBank genome assembly. Lineage: Eukaryota; Metazoa; Nematoda; Chromadorea; Rhabditida; Trichostrongylidae.